This is a messenger RNA of Pelagomonas calceolata, 666 nucleotides long. The record is from the annotation of a GenBank genome assembly. Lineage: Eukaryota; Pelagophyceae; Pelagomonadales; Pelagomonadaceae.
AGAUUGCUAGUGUCUUACAGGCCGCUAGCUAAAUCGACAGCAGGCGCGCCGCGAAGCAGCACCGCAACGGAAGCACAAGGAGCAUGGCUACUACACAACCAGGCGUCCCAGCACCACCACGGCCACCGCCGGCACCGCCCGCGCCCGUACCACCAGCUGUGCCUGCACGCAAGCCCAGCCCAAGGGCCUGCGCCGCACUCGCCGUCAUCGGGAAGAAGAACCGGCCACUCGCUUUCCGUGUUUACGACGCGAAUAGUGACGCGUACCUGCGGAAUCUCAUCCUGUGCUCCCUGGACGUCGUCGACGAGUGCGCCCAAGCGCAGGAGAAUAGCCGAGACGAGUUCCUGGGUGUGGCGACGACGGUCGACGGCCGCAAACUUUAUGCCAGUAGGACGGCGACGGGCAUAACCCUGUGCGCGGUGUUGGACGCGGCCGCGGGCGUCCCGGAGGCACACGUCCGCGCAUGUUUAGCUGACGCGAGAAAGGCCUACGCCAAGUGCCUGGCGAACCCCUUCUUUAAACUGGACGGGGGCGAGAUCACGUCUCCAGUCUUCGCGACGCGCGUCGACGAGGCCGUGCGACUGAGGUUGGAGAGCGCGGCCGUCGUGCGGGCACCGCCGUCGCAACGGCCGACUCCUCCUCCAACACCUCCGAGGUAAUUUAUUG